Tachyglossus aculeatus (Australian echidna) is the source of this 930-nucleotide messenger RNA. Its product is annotated as olfactory receptor 14J1-like. Gene Ontology annotation, cellular component: membrane. The record is from RefSeq and is a predicted model, not a curated record. Gene Ontology annotation, molecular function: olfactory receptor activity. Bases 1 to 930 code for a protein of 309 amino acids. Gene Ontology annotation, biological process: G protein-coupled receptor signaling pathway. NCBI's taxonomy places the organism in Eukaryota, Metazoa, Chordata, Mammalia, Monotremata, Tachyglossidae. The transcript has 6 exons.
AUGACCAAUGUCACCGUGAAGACACAAUUCCUCUUGCUGGCAUUCUCAGAGGUCCGGAAGCUGCAGCUGGUCCAGGCCGCGCUAUUCGUCCUGCUCUACAUGGCGCCCCUGACCGGGAAUCUCCUCAUCGUCGCUUUCUUCUGUGACGUCCCGUCUCUGCUGAAGAUUACCUGCUCGGAGAAGCACAACGUCAUUGACGCGACUCUGCCAUCAGAGUCCUCCUUGAUGCUAUACCUGCUGGUGUCCGUGUUCUACAAGGUAGUACCCCCAGGCCUGAACCCCCUAAUCUACAGCCUGAGGAACCGGGACGCGAAGGCCGCCACGGGCAGGAUCCUAAAUGGGUCACUCACCCAGACUCUGCUGAACUUGGCCCUCAGCGACCUCUGCUACCUCUCUGUCACCGUUCCCAAAUCCAUCCUCAACUUCCUCUUGAACGUCAACUCCAUCUUCCUGACUGCUUGCACUGCCCAGUUCUUUCUUGUGAUUUGCUUGGCAGGAACGGAGAUGGCCUUGCUGACUGUCAUGUCCCACGACCGCAUCAUGGCCAUUUGCCAACCCCUGCGCUAUGACACCAUCAUACAUCGGUUGGCCUGUGCCUCCAUGCUGGCCGCCUCCUGGUUCAGCAGCGGUCUGAACGCUGCCCUCUACACGGCCAGCGCCGUCUCCCUGUCCUUCUGUGGACCCAGAGCCGUCCAACCAUGCUUCUGCGAUGGCCCCCAGUUGCUGAGGCUUCCUUGCCUCUCUAGCCAAGGCGCCGAAAACCUGGGUUUAGCCACGACCGUCAGCUUACCCUUCUUCUGCUUCAUGCUAUUCGUUGUCUCGUACGUACACAUCUUUUGGGCCGUGCUGAGGGCCGCUUUUUGUAUUCCGACGUCCAAUGAUAAGAGUUCAGAGUCUCUCAGUAUCAUUUAUUACUUUAGUUCCUGCUGA